AUGAAUAGCAACGAUAGAUACGAGUUAUCCACCUUACCUGAUAAUGCUUUAUCAUUGAAAGGUGAUGAGUUUUAUAAAUUUAUACAAUCAGUAGUAGGAGAACCAUUACAUGAUAUUCUUAAAAUCCAAUUGAUUGAUUCAACACAGUCAUUUUUGGACACAAAAGAUAUAUUUGAAAUAUUUAAGUAUGAUUCACCUGAUUUAUUUGAAAUAAAAGCAAAGUCAUGCUUUAAAAUAAAUGGUGAAUAUGUGAUCAAAGCUGGAAUAAAAAAUAGUUUAACAUAUUUGAUGAAAUUAUUGAAAACAAAACAACAAAAAUUAAUAAAUAAUAAUAAAAAUACCCAUCGACAAAUUUCUUAUGAAUUACUAAAUAAGAACCCUGUAUUAAGAUCAUUAAUUGAUUGGUAUGAAGAAAACGAAAAUACGAAUCCGAAUAAUAAUAGUAAUGUUAAACAAUCAUUUUUAUCAUCAUUUAUUGACAAUAUAACAAACAAUCUGUCAAGAGAAAAAAGAAAUUAUCAAUAUAGUGAGUCUGUUAAACGUUUUGCAUUAUUAUUAUAUAUAUUAGGUGGUAAACUAACCUAUGAAUUACUAAGAAUAAAUUUAGUUGGUGCACUUCCUAGUUUGGUGACAUUAAAUAGAUUAAUAUUAAAUUCAAAUAACAUUAUGAAUGAAGGUGAAUUUCAAUUUGAUACAUUGAAACAAUAUUUAAAUUCAAAUAAUGUACAAUUUGGUUUUGUAUCAGAAGAUUGUACUGGUGUUAUCCGUAAGAUACAAUAUGAUGUUAGGACAAAUUCUUUCAUAGGAUUUUCAACUCCACUUGAUAAUGGGAUACCAAUUUCACAACACUAUAAAACUGAUUCGUUUGAAACAUUGAAGACUUGGUUUAGCUCGAUAAAAAAAGCACCACUAUUAAACAUACAUAUGUUUCAACCCUUACCAUCAAAUCGUGCAAGUUUACCAAAUCCAUUUUUAUUAUCUGCCUACGGCGUUGAAAAUACAUUUACAGCAAACGAUAUUUUACGCCGAUGGUUAUUUAUUUAUGAAGGUUGUAUAAAAAAGCAAAUUCGAAUUAUAGGUUUUUCCUCAGGUAAAAUAUCAUUUUUCAAAAUGCAUUUCCGUGUAUUUUGUUUUUCGAUAGAUGCUGACGGCAAAUAUAUGAGAGCAAUGCGAUUAGUAAGUGGGUUUUUUGCAUCUUUACCGAAUUUUAAGUUACAUCAACAUCCAAAUGCAUUUAAAAUAAAUUUAACAUCAGAAUGGCCUUGGUUUUACCUUCGCCAAGAACAACUAUUCUUAUUUUUACAAGAUGCAACACAUUUGGCUACCAAAUGGAGGAAUCGUUUAUUAUCAUCAACAGCUCAAUUAUGUAUAGGUGAACAAAUAAUUACUAUCGAGCAUCUACAAGAUAUUAUUGAUAACGAUCAAUAUACAAAAUUAGAUCAUAAUUUAAUUCGGACAGAUUUAAAUCCGAAAGAUCGUCAAAACUAUCGAUCAUGCGAGAGAUUAGCAUCAGAUGAUGUAUUAAAUCUUUUAAAAAUGAAUACUAAUACACAAGGAACAUUUGUUUAUCUUCAACUAUUACAGUUAAUAAUAAUAGCAUAUAUUGAACCAACAACACCACUCAAAACACGUUUAAAAUCAGCGUGGAUAACUGUUUUUGUCUGCCGUUUAUGGUUAGCAUGGCUAAAAAAGAAAAUAUUUAAAAAUCAAUCAUCAACAUCAAUAAAUAAAGACACACAUUUUAUAACAAGAACAGCGUAUUUAUCAGUAGAGUUAAAUGCUCAUAAUUUAUUAUAUCUGAUAUUAUUAGUCCAACAACAACAAUUACCAAAAGAAUCAUUGCAUAUUUUUUUAUUUAAUUCACAAUCUUGUGAAGGAAUGUUUCGAAAUGCACGAUCGUUAAGUGGUGCGUAUUCAACAAUUGUAAAUUUUACAACUCAUGAUUUCCUUCGGCGUGUUGCAAAAUUAUCAUUACUAAAUCAAAUAAAAUGUGAUGAAUUAACAAAUCAAAGUGGUGAACACAUAUCAUUUCCAAUUCAUCAUAAACGUAAAGCUGACAAUGCUUUACCUGUAAUACAAGAAUUGGAUGAUGUUGAUUAUUUGGAUAUAGAACAAGUUAUAUUAGAAUCAUAUGAAGCAUCAAUUGAAUUAAUUGAAAAUUUAGGAAUAGCGACAUCAUUAAAAAAGCAUCAAAUUUAUAAAUUAGAAAAAUUAAGUAAAUUCAUGUUUAAUGAAUUAAAUUCAAAGUCAAGAGUGUCUGAUAGUUUAACAGGAACAAUAAACAUUGAUGAUGAUAUGAGUUCAGAAUCAGAUGAUAAUGAAUAUGAAAAUAAUAAUGGUGAAGACAACGAUUAUAAUAAUAGUAGUGAUGAAGAUGAGGACGCUGCAUCUGAUAAUGAAGAAAAUGUUGAACGUAUUCAAUCUGUAAAAACAAUUUUUUCUGGAACACGUAUCAAAGAUAAAAUUAAUCCUGAUUUAGCAAACUCAUAUUUCAGGGUGAAAAUUAAUGAUACGACGAAAUUUUUACAUAAACAGUCAGCAGUAUGGCUGCUCACUGACAAAAAUGAUCGUCUGUCAACCGAUAGGUUAUCACGAGUUAUGGAAGGAAGCAAGUAA
This is a messenger RNA of Rotaria sp. Silwood2, 2616 nucleotides long. The record is from the annotation of a GenBank genome assembly. Lineage: Eukaryota; Metazoa; Rotifera; Eurotatoria; Philodinida; Philodinidae.